GGCCGCCAAAAAUUGUACUUUUGAGAAAAAUAUAUUGUCCUUGUCAUUAAUUUAUAACUUAUGGAUAUUUUUACACAGAAGAUAUGGUAGAUUUUAAAUAAUUUCAGGUUCGCGGUAUUAUAUGUAUUAAUAUAAAUAGUUUCCACCCAUUUAGAGUGUAUUAAACAAGCUCCAUUUUAUUUUUUAUUAAUAUGUUUAUUUUACUUUCCAUACACGAGUCGUGUGUCCUACCUAGACAUUUCACACUUCGGAGUCACAAAAUUGGGUACAACUGUAAUGUAUCCUGUAAAAUCUUUUAAUUUCUAAAUUAAUUGAGUAAUUUACUGUAUACUUUUAACUGAUAUUAUUAAAAUAUAGCAUAAAAAUUAAUUCAAAACGCACUUUAAACAAUAGUCUCACUUUUUUUCCCGAAUGAUACUUCACGCAAGUUACCAUAAAGUAACGGCUUAAUCAAAAAGAUACCUUGGCCACGAAAAUAUUUUUAAGUAAUAGCAACACCACAGACAUGUUGGCCAACCGUACAGAUAAAAAUCGCCAUUUUGUUUCUGUCCAAGUUGGUCGAGAAGGUAGUCGGCAAUUGUGUCUCAAAAGAUUUUAUUAUUUUUAAGUGAAAAUAAUGCAAGGUAAGAAUGCAAAUUUGUUAUUUUAUUCAAAUUAUGUGUGUAGCUUCAGUGUUCCAUUAGCAAUUCAAACUAUACGAUGUCUUAUUACUUCAAAACUUACGCGAAUAAAGGCUUUUAAGGUUAUGUCCAACCAUAUUUUGAUUCACGAAUGAUACCAUGUGUUACUUUAGUGUUACGUAACAUUCGUGAUCGGCUGUUAAGAGUAGUACACACUAGAGAAUCUAAUGAAAAUAAAAUACAAAAAAGAAACAAUUUAAAAACCUACAAGUUUUAAUUUUUAAUUUCUACAUGCCAUACGGGUUUCGACCCGUAAGGAUCGUUUUUCGGAACGAUCCUUCUUUUUUGAAUUCGGUAAAAAAAAGUAACGUAACGUAUUUGUAGUUUAUACCGUCGAUUUAUCCGUAUCAGUUUUCUUAAUUAGCUAUACUUAAUGUAUUUUUUGUCUAGAGCUAGUCAGUUUCCGUUCUGAUGGAUUUACGUUCAAAUCCUGGGGGACAAAAAAAAUAAUUAAGUCCUGGCAUAGUUGACAAAAUAGAUUUACGCAAAUAUUUUAUUUUUAGAUGGUUUUGACGGCGGCAGAAAAACAAAAGCGGUACAGAGAGCGAAUGCGAGCUAACAACCCAGAAAAAUUUGAAGAAGCUAAGCGUAAAAAUGCUGUGCGAAAUAAAGAAAGAAAAAAAAAUUGUGAAUGUUCGGAAAGAGAGAAAGAAAUCCUAAGGGCACAGUGGAGAAAUAGAAAAAAUAGACAAAAAGAUAAAAUAAAAGAAAAUGUUACUGAAAAUAAUAGUGAUCUAACUGAGAGUAAUGAUUUAACUCAUAACAGAGCACGAUUAGCAGAAAGAAGAAAGUUUCAAAAACAUUUGGCUUUAGUAAAAAAUAGCUAUGAGGUUAAAAUCAACAAGAUGGCAAAAAAUAUUGCAGCACUUAAAAAAAAAUGUUACCGUUUAACAAAGAAACAAGAAUUAUUAAUCGCGCGUAUUAACGAGUUGGAAGUCAAAAAUGCAGAAUUUCUAAUAAAUAAUGUUCCUUUAAGUACCAAUACAAUCCAAGAUGACAUUGAAAUGACACCGCUUACAAAAACCGAAAGCUUUAUAGAAGAGAAUAUUCCCAAUAUAUCCACACCAGAAAAACAAAAAGUAAAAAGACAGCUUCUUAAUUAUAACGUUCUAACAAAUGCUAUACAAAAUACUUACAAAAAUUCUAAAGAUAAUAAAGAUCGAAAUGUUCUUAAAAAAGUAGUUGAGGAUGAAAUAGUAAACAAGUACAAGGUAAAAAGCAUAACUACAGCUGUAUUGGGACUGAAAGGAAGAGUACGUCACAGAAGAAGCAUUUUGCGAAAUAAUACGAUGAUUUUAGAAGAAAUUAAACAAUUCUAUGAAAGAGAUGAUGUGAGCAGAGCAACAGCCGGGAAGAAUGAAGUUAAAACUUUUAAGAAAAAUAAACGACAGCGACGCUACUUAUUGAAAAGUCUGAAGGAUCUUUACAAAAAGUAUAGGUUGGAAGGUGGCAAAGCAAAGUAUACUGCAUUUAAAAAGUACCGGCCAUUCUAUGUCUUGCGUCCUAAACUCUCAAAUAGAGAAACAUGUGGAUGUAUUAAACAUGAGAAUAUAAUGCUGAAGAUUGAAAAAUUAAAACUUUUCGGAAUGAUAGAAACCAAGGAUUUAGAUAUAAUUUUGUCUAAAGUACAGUGUGACUUGAAUUCAAAAGAAUGUGCGUAUAGGGAAUGCUCUUUUUGUAAAGAUAAAGUUAUUUCCUUAAACUGGGGUAGUCAUAACCAAAGUGAAACUGUUAAUUACGAAGAAUUCAGACUUGACAAACAUGAGUAUACUAAUAAAAAAGAUAAUAAAAUAUAUAUUACUAAGAAGAUGGAAAAGAAACCAGUAAGUGAGUCAUUGGGAAAUUUAGUACAGAAAUUUAACAUAGAACUUAGUAUUAUAAAAAAACAUAUUUACAACAUUAAACAUCAGUAUAACCAAUACACAUCGUGCAUAAAAAACUUGAAAAACAUUGAAGUUGCUCUUCAUAUAGAUUUUAGCGAAAAUUACACAUGCAAACUUGCAACAGAAGUGCAAUCUAUGCACUUUGGUGCAUCUAAACCACAAAUAACAAUUCAUACUGGUGUCUUGUAUACCAGUGGAACCAAGCCACAAGCAUUUGCUUCUUUAUCACCAAGCAAUGAACAUGGUCCAGAGGCCAUAUGGGCCCAUCUUGAACCUAUACUUAACCAUAUUAGAAAGGAAUUUCCAACUGUGUCCGCUGUUCAUUUUUUUUCUGAUGGCCCUACUAGCCAAUACAAACAAAAGAAGAAUUUUUAUAUGUUUUCAAAACAUACAAAAUUGUUAGGAUUCCCUAACUCCACGUGGAAUUUCAGUGAAUCUUCUCAUGGAAAGGGAGCCGCUGAUGGAGUUGGUGGCGCGUUAAAACGCAGACUCGAUGGUUAUGUGUCACAGGGCAUAGAUAUACCAAAUGCCCAAACAGCAUUUAAAAUCCUUAAGGACUCGGACACGUCAGUAAUGAUCUUUUAUGUUACAGAGGCUGAUAUUGCCAGAUACACAAUAUCAGAAAUUCUAACGCCUGUACCACAGACAAUGAUUCUUCAUCAAAUUGCUAACACAGAGAUUGUCUUGUUCCCAAAAGGUCAUUGUGAAUGUUUAGAUGUCAAAAACCACCAACUUAUACCAAACAAAGAAUCUGAAAAAGACAGUGAUACAAUAAAUAAUCGUGAUCGGAAUAAAGCAAAAGAGAAUGAUAAAAAAAGGAAAAUAUCAGAAUUAAGUGAAAUAUCUGAUUCAGAGCAAGAAGAAAAAGAAAACAGGAAUGAGAUUGAGAAGAUUGGUAGGACUGGUAACGACACAAAAAAAAAAGUAACCCUAUUAUCAGAAGUGAGGUACAAACCGGAAAAUCGUGCCUUCUGUAUCAAACGUUUUCAUAAUGGUAAACCGAAUCUCAUAAAUAUUAACAUGUGUGAUACAUUAAAUUUAUCAUAUAAAAAAAAUAUAGAUAUAUAUCAUAACCCAACUCCAUCCACGUCGACCAUGUCAGAACUAAAUGAGAAACAAAAUAUUACACUCAAAAAGACAAGAUUUCGUGAGACGCAAAAUAUCGCUGAUUCUAGUGGAAGCUCCACAGAAAACGAUGAUGAUUUUUCUGUUCAUGACACCUCAGAUGACGAACAGUUUAUACCCGAUUCUGACUCUAUUAUAACUCGUGAAACAGUUGAAGAAGAAACAGGAAAUAAUCACAAUAUUCAAGAAGAGACUGAUAUAAACAAGAUAACUGACAAAGAGUGUGAUUCCCCAAACACCAAAGAUGAUAAUAUAAGUGUAGGUGAUAGUGUAUUAGUGAGGUAUUUUAUAAGACAAUCUUGGAAAUAUUAUGUUGGUUUUAUAGAAAGGGUAGAAGUUGAUGUUACUGUAGGUUAUUCUGUGCUGUUUUUAAAAACAAUUUAUAAACCAACACUAAAAUUUGUACCUACAAAAAAAGAUCGUGAUAUUGUUCCCGAAUUAAGUGUGGUAAAAAGAAUAGAGCUAGAGUUGAUUGGGAAAGCAUAUGUCUUAAAAGAUACAUCAGAUCAAAUAUAUUUUCUAUAAUCUGUGAACGUAAUUUAUUGUCUUUCGUAACUAAUUAUUAAUCUAUGUCAUGUCUAAUUAAUGUCGAACGUACAUUUUUAUGCCGCCUACGUUCCACACGUGGAAGUUUGGAAGAACUGUUGGGGGUGUUGGACGAAUGAGUGGAGGCGGCAUUACACGUACAGUCUGUCACGGAUUGAGUUUUAUUUGGUAAAAAUUAGGUAGAUUUAAGAUUGAUUAGUGUAAUUCUUAAAGUUACGAGAAAACAAGAAAAGAUUUCCCAAAAAUGUUGAUAUUGUUAUAAAAGGUUAGUCUUUUUGACUUAUAUCCGCCAUAUUCAAAUAUAAGUUAAUUAGAACGAUACGAAGUCAAGAAUGAUAACUUUUUAAAAUAUUUUUCUAAUAUUAUUUUUUUAUGCUAAGCGUUUACGCGGAAUGGCUUUAUACAAACUUUUAUUGAUCUUGAAAACGAAUUACCUAAACAGUUUUAAUAAAACUUGGUAUAGGUACAAAUUAGCAGGUUAUAUAGAUCUAAAUACCAGUUAUAUAAUUUAUUUUCAAAAAAGUGUUUUAAAAAGAUCUUACAGUCAAUUUCAGUUUUCUAUGCAAACGGAAAAUUCCAUAGUUUCAUAAUAUUCAUAUUUCUUAAAUGUGUUUAUUUUAGAUUUAGAUAUUUAAGUAUAACUUGCGUAUCGAAUUUUAUAACAAUCGGUUUAUCUAGGAAGAUAUGGUUUUACUUUCGAAUGAUUAUAUUACAAUUUUUUUUUACGAAAGCCAUGCGGCGAAACAAAGACUUUUAUUCUUUUUUUUCUUACCUACUAUUUUUAUGGUAAACAAAGAAGAAAAUAUUUGAUUUGUUAUUGUUUUUUUAUAGAAGACUGUUUCUUAGUUGUUUUUUUACUACAUACAUAUAAUAAUAACUCGUACUUGGAUCUCGUACUUCAGAUCAGUUACGUAAGUACCUAUAAGGUGUAUGGUUCUAUUCUAUUAAUUUGAAAUAGAAGUACAUAAAACAUUUUUAUUUGAAAAAUAAAACUUUCUUUAAUA
This is a messenger RNA of Helicoverpa zea (corn earworm), 5238 nucleotides long. RefSeq lists its product as uncharacterized. The transcript is spliced from 2 exons. Lineage: Eukaryota; Metazoa; Arthropoda; Insecta; Lepidoptera; Noctuidae. The record is from RefSeq and is a predicted model, not a curated record. Bases 1184 to 4213 code for a protein of 1009 amino acids.